Molecule: messenger RNA, 6766 nt
Organism: Setaria italica (foxtail millet)
Lineage: Eukaryota; Viridiplantae; Streptophyta; Magnoliopsida; Poales; Poaceae
Exons: 18
Coding region: 438-6302 (1954 amino acids)
Biological process (GO): base-excision repair
Molecular function (GO): DNA demethylase activity; DNA N-glycosylase activity; 4 iron, 4 sulfur cluster binding
Source: RefSeq, a predicted model, not a curated record
UCUCUAGACUAGACUGUGGUGUCUCUCUCACACAAAGUCGCAGCGACCCAACCUCCUCGCCCCUCCUCUCUCUCCCUCGCGGUGUUGUUUUCGUUUCCCUCUCGCUUUCCUCCGCUCCACCGCGCGGCUCCGGCGGGCGGUGCGCGGGCGGGAGAGGAGGAGCGGAGGGCGGCGGGGCCGCGGCGGUUUCUCUGGCCGAGGAGCUCGGAAGGGGGGAGGCUCUGUUUCCGGGGCUGUUUCUCUGCAUCGGGUUCUCCGAAGAUCGGGGGGGACCGCGCGACGCGGGGGGCGCGCCCGAUCUGCUCCGCCGGCGAGGUGAAGUCGACUGGGAGGUUUGAUAGGGUUGUGGUUAAUCUAGCCCUGCACCUUCAGAGAUGGCAUGAUAUGACUUACCUCAUCUGGAUAACAGUUUGACUGGUACCAUAAGUGUCGGAAAUAUGCAGGAGGGGCUGGGGCAAGGGGUGCAUGUACCUCAUGGUAUCAAUCUGUGUUUCUCAACUUCUUCUGUGCCCUUUCAGAUGAAUUCUUCCAUUGAGCUGGGCACAGGAGACGUUACCCCCCCUGUAACAUUUGAGAAGUUAUCUGCUAACCCACAACCUGUUAGAGAUGAUGCUGGAGUGGUCGAAGGUAUCGACAUGAAUGGAAAAUCAGUUCAAAAACCUAAGAGGAAAAAGCACAGGCCAAAGGUCAUUAAAGAAGGACAAUCAGCAAAGUUGCAGAAGCCUAAAACUCCAAAGCCUCCCAAGGAAAAAGGGAAUCAGCCUACUGGGAAGAGAAAGUAUGUCCGGAGGAAGGGACUAAGUACACCAACCGAACAACCUCCAUCAGGAGGUGCUGAUACACAUACUAGAGCUGAAACAGGAGUAGUCCAAAGAUGUUUGAACUUUGAUGCAGGAGAACAACAUGGACAUUUGGAUCUUGUACCGCAAACUCAGGCAACAGACAUACAUACUGGUCCCGGGGAUGCUCAGCCAUCAAUAUCUGGAGUUGAAAGAAGUAAUGUCCAGGUAGCAUGCCACUGGGGUGGUACCAGCAGCGGUAUUUGUUCAGUUGAUCCAAUGGCUAAUUUGCAAGAAUUACGGGUAGACAACAUGCCUAAAAGAGUUAAUUUCGAUCUGAACAAUUCUAUAGUAAACCAGAUGCCAACCAAUUAUUCUAAUCUAAUGGACAGCUCUGGACAAUUUUUUCAGUUUGGUUUAAGAGAUAACAUUCAAACAAAUCAGUUACUGGAUUCUCAUUCUAGUCUUCCAGUUAGAUGCGUCUCUCAUCUCACCAGAUCAGUAGAUCAUAUGCAGCAUCCAUCAGCUAAUUUUGAUCAGUACAUAAGCACACCUCAAGCUUGUACAGAAAAUUCACACAGAAAUUAUCAGAUGUUCAAUGGUUUUAGAAUGCCAGAAAAUAUGACGGCAGCCUCUCAGCAUAUUGAAAGGGUCCCAAUGAGGGGCAAUUUCAAUCCUGAAACUUGUGUAGGAGAAGGUGUGAUAAGCAAAAUGCCCCAAUGUUACAGAAUGCCAGAAACUCCACUUGUACCUCCCAAGCAUAGUGAAAGGAACGCGAUGAAUGGAGUUCUGAAUGAAUUUUCUGUGAAGAAUGAUCACUUGAAGUUUGCUACCAAUGAUAACUACCAAACUGGUGCAGCUUUUGGUUUUCAUGAUUCUCCAGACUACUCAGAUGUUCUUGCAAUAGGUAAGAAAAGAGAACACAAUGCUAUCAGUGGUCAUCAGAUUUCUUUUAGAAUUGAUUUUGAAACCUCAAAUAGAGCAACACAGUUCUAUAGUGAUGACCCCCUUUCCACUGGCUCUUAUACAUCUUAUUAUCCUGAAACAUGCAAAAGGAUGAGACCAGAAAAUCACAGCAAUCGCCUCAAUGGAGCUACAUUUUCAGAUAGUUGGAAUACAAAUAAAACUUCAGCUGUAAACCCUGGAAUUUGUACCUUGGCUGACGUACAAAGGUUGAUGGCCCUUGAGAAAUCACGAGCUUACCAACAAAUUAUUGACUUUGGAGCGUCAGGAAACAACAUGGUCCAGCAACAAGUUGAACCUGCUCAGCAAAAUAUCAUUGGUAAGGAAUUUAUUGCUUUGCCUGAUAAACAGUUCAGAAGCUUUACUGCGCAGAACAUACCAUUGCCUGGCAGUACAAUGAGCCCUCUGGGAGAAAGCAAUAUCCUGAGGAAUGGAGUGCAUCAAAUUCAGUCUUGGGAAAUCACAUCUAGGCAGGAUCACUGUAGCAACAAUUUUACUUUACCAGAUAAAUGGUCUGGAUACUUAACAGCAGGGCACACACAAUUGUCUAGCAGUAUAGUGAAUCCAUCCAUAGAAAACUAUAUUCAGAGUAAUGCUAUUCAUCAACAUCAAUCCUUAGAAAAUGUUAUGCCUAAGGAGCCAGUGUUGUCUGAAACACACAACACUUCCAGUAAAGAGGCUCAUAACUACAGCAUUGCUGCUGCUACUGAUGAGCAGAUCAGGACUACAAGUGAUCCAGUUGUGAGGUCCCUGUCCCAACCAACAAGCCAAUCAACUAGAAGAGGAAAUUGCCAUCUGGACUCAACUAGAUUGACUGCAGAAAACUCCACUGAGAAACCAAAAAAAAGGGGCCGUCCAAGAAAAGAAGCAAAACCCAACAGGGAACCAAAACAAAGAGGUACUAAAGGAAAACAAAAUGUUGGUCAUGCAAAAACCACAUCGCCAAAAGGUGCAUGUACUGACUCCUUCAAAACUAAUGAUAUUACAUAUGCUUCUGAACCUUCCACUGGAAUUGCUCCUAGGAUGGCAAAUGUGGAUUCGAAAAUCUCUGAUCAUGAUAAGUAUAGUGGCAUAACCUCCAAGCCAACUGAUGGAGGAAUCAUUCCUCAAGCUACAGCACCAUCGGUUGAUCCUUUAGAUGGAAUAAUUCAAAAGAUUAAGCUAUUAAGCAUAAACAGAGCAGACGAUAUUGUGGCAGAGGUACCCCAAAACGCUCUUGUCCCUUACGAAGGUGAAUUUGGUGCACUAGUUGCAUUUGAGGGAAAGGCAAAGAAAAGCCGUUCUCGGGCCAAAGUGAACAUCGAUCCAGUCACCACUAUGAUGUGGAACUUAUUGAUGGGACCGGAUAUGGGAGAUGGUGCUGAAGGGUUAGACAAGGAUAAAGAGAAAUGGCUUGACGAAGAAAGAAGAGUAUUCAAAGGAAGGGUUGAUUCAUUCAUUGCUCGUAUGCAUCUAGUUCAGGGGGACAGGCGUUUCUCUCGAUGGAAAGGAUCAGUCGUGGACUCAGUUGUGGGUGUAUUUCUUACCCAGAAUGUUUCGGAUCAUCUUUCUAGUUCUGCUUUCAUGGCAGUUGCCGCCAAAUUUCCUGCGAAGAUAGAAGUCCCUGAAAAACCUGUGGCGGAGAUGUCUCGCUCACCUACUGAACAGAAGGAUAGUUGUUCUGGACUGUUUGGUGAUUCUAUCAAGUUGCAGGGGAAGUUAUUCAUUGAAGAGAUAAGUGAUGUUAGAUCAUUAGUUACAACAGAAGAUAAUGAAGAAAGUAAUAGUAACGACUUAAUUGGAAGCUCUUCUGGGUAUGGAGUAAACCAUGCAGCUGGAGGAUGCCAUGUCUCUUAUAGGAAGUCCCAUGAAAAUGGGCCAUCAGGUUCUGUUUUUCCAACAGCCGGCUUUUCAAGUGUAGUAGAAGCUGAAGAUGGGUCAUUGGAGGAUGUUAUUUCUUCACAAAAUUCUGCCGUUUCUUCCCAAAACUCCCCAGAUUACAUCUUUCACAGAACCGACCCAAUAGGUUCUAGUUCAUUGCAAAAUUGCACAGAAGAGGGCUAUACAAUGAGAAAUAUGUCCAAUGGGGUUGGCAGCACAACUGAGUAUACAGCGCUGCCGCCAAUGCAAGAUCCAAAAGGCAUUCCUGGAUCAUCAGAUUGUGAUGGAUUUAAUCAUCUUCCAGUCUCAGGUGUGAACAAGGGCGUGUUGCUUGAUCUAAACAGAUCAUAUCAGCCAUUACAUAUUCCUAUGUCCUAUGUUCAGAAUGGCGAGUCUGAUUUCACAGGUGUGUCGUGCUUCAGCCAUAUAGAUAAAUCAAUCCGCACAGGCCCUGAUAGAGUGAAUCUUUCCAGUGUUACACAAUCUGAGGCUAGCUUUUAUCAGCUUCCACCUGCUUCUGCCACGGGCAACAAUAAUAAAACUAAAGUAACUGAUUCCUCAAAGCACUCUUUGUACAGUAUAAAUGGGCCACUAAGUCAGGAGAGGAGCACUUGCCCUUCUGAUCCUUCACAACAAGGCGACUUACCACCAAUAAUUAAACAAAACUUCCAGCCGUUACAUAGUUCAGAGGAAGUACUGUUUUCCAAGGAGCACUCUUCCUGUGGAAACGAUUUUGUGAGGAACAAAACUGAAGCUCCUUUUGUGGAAUCACAUGUCUAUUCAAAUCUUAAAGAGGUGCACACUACCACAAGAGAGCAGGUUCAAUCAGGAUGCAGUCAACAUGAUAAUGAUGUCAGUGUUCAGACAACAGCAGAUGAAAAGCAUCGGUCUCCAAACUUGCGUGAAAACCAGAACUCUCAUUCAGAAGUCUUGCAAGGAGUUGCUUCAGACCCGACGCAGAAGUUCAUUGAUACUCAGAAAGGACCAUCAGAAGUUCCUCAAGAUGGAUCAAAGGCUAAGAAGGUACGGGGCCGACCUAAAAGGAAAACUUAUGACUGGGACAGUUUACGAAAAGAAGUGUUUUCCAAUGGUGGGAGUAAACAACGAAGUCAUAAUGCAAGGGAUACUGUUGAUUGGGAGGCAGUUAGGCAAGCAGAAGUGCGGGAAAUAUCCGAAACUAUCAGAGAGAGAGGAAUGAAUAACAUGCUAGCAGAACGGAUAAAGGAAUUCCUGGACCGAUUGGUGACAGACCAUGGAAGCAUUGAUCUUGAAUGGCUAAGAGACGUUCAACCGGACAAAGCAAAGGACUACCUUCUAAGCAUUAGAGGGCUUGGACUCAAAAGUGUUGAGUGCGUUCGUCUCUUGACGCUACAUCAUAUGGCUUUUCCAGUGGACACAAAUGUUGGUCGGAUAUGUGUGAGGCUUGGAUGGGUGCCACUUCAACCCCUGCCAGAGUCUCUUCAGUUGCACCUAUUGGAAAUGUAUCCUAUGCUGGAGCACAUACAGAAAUACCUUUGGCCUCGACUAUGCAAGCUAGAUCAACGAACAUUGUAUGAGCUUCACUACCAAAUGAUUACUUUUGGAAAGGUUUUCUGCACAAAAAGUAAGCCUAAUUGCAAUUCAUGUCCAAUGAGAGCUGAAUGUAAGCACUUUGCUAGUGCAUUUGCAAGUGCUAGGCUUGCCCUUCCGGCACCUGAAGAAAAGCGUUUGGCUACAUCGGAAGAUCCAAAUGUUGUAGAGUUUCUUCACCAAGCAUACAUAAACUCAAGGAAAGUAGACCAACUUGAGUGGAAUGCAAAUUAUCCUAAGCAUGCUGUUUCUGGUAACCAUCAGCCGAUCAUUGAGGAACCACCAAGUCCAGAACCUGAACCUGAAAAUGCAGAGACAAAGGAGGGUGCAAUAGAGGAUUUCUUUUGCGAAGAUCCUGAUGAAAUUCCUACCAUCAAUCUUAAUAUUGAGGAGUUUACACAAAACUUGAAGAGUUACAUGCAAGCAAACAAAAUCGAGAUUGAAGAUGCUGACAUGUCAAAGGCAUUGGUGGCCAUUACCCCUGAAGCUGCUUCCCUUCCAACCCCAAAGCUCAAGAAUGUUAGUCGCCUGAGGACAGAACACCAAGUUUAUGAACUGCCGGAUUCACACCCUCUUCUGGAAGGAUUCGAACAGAGGGAACCUGAUGAUCCCUGCCCAUAUCUUCUUUCUAUAUGGACCCCAGGUGAAACAGCACAAUCAACCGAUGCACCCAAGACAUUCUGCAACUCAGGGGAGACUGGUAGACUAUGUGGAAGUUCAACAUGCUUUAGUUGCAACAGUUUACGAGAAAUGCAGGCUCAGAAAGUCAGAGGAACACUUCUGAUACCAUGCCGAACAGCAAUGAGAGGAAGCUUCCCACUUAAUGGGACAUAUUUUCAAGUUAAUGAGGUAUUUGCUGAUCAUUACUCAAGCCAAAAUCCAAUUGAUGUUCCACGAAGUUGGAUAUGGGACCUCCCAAGACGAACUGUUUACUUCGGAACCUCAGUUCCUACAAUAUUUAGAGGUUUAACGACUGAAGAGAUACAACAAUGCUUUUGGAGAGGAUUUGUGUGUGUGAGGGGCUUUGACAGGACAGUGAGGGCACCGAGGCCGCUCUAUGCGAGGCUGCAUUUUCCUGCCAGCAAGGUUGUUAGAGGAAAAAAGCCUGGAGCAGCAAGAGAGGAAGAAUAAUAGUACAUUGAAGAAAUAUAGUGGAGCUAACCAGACUACCAGAGGAUGGAUAGCCCAAAAUGAGGUGCUGACCCAAUAAGUCGCCAAUCAUUUCUAACAGAAUGUCUUGCAUCUGUAGUGAAUGCCAGUACCUUGCAAACCUGUGAUGCUGAUGUUAUGAGGCGACAUAACCCGUUAAGUUAGAUCCCAUCUGUGGUAACAGCCUAGCUGUGUCCAGUCAUUCUUUACUCCUGAAUUCAAUAUAGCAAAUGAAAAAAAAACCCAUAGUGCAUAGUCCAGCCGCUCUAAUUGUUCGGUACCUGUGUAAGUGGUAUCAGUUGUUGUACAACAGGAAGAUGAACCUUGCAGUACAAUGGUCAUACAUGUUCGUUGAUCACAGUGUAAACAAUGUAAGUGUAAACAAUGUAUGCUUCAUCAGCAGCUAUUUGAUUGUUUCAAAUCAAAGGAAAAGCCUUUUCGAUUCA